AUGUCUAAAGUAAACAACGGCAGUUCUGCAAAUCAAAAUGGCUCCAACAUCGAGGAAAUGAGAUUUACCAUUGUCACGAAUAAUGUUCCGACAACUCCCCCACUAGAAACUAGUGAUCAAGAUCCAGAGUCACCCACAUCUCUUCUGCAAUACCCCCAUGGCACCAAUAGAGCAAUCCUACAGAGGAAUUUGUACACACGUUCUUAUUCAGCUCCCAACACACCCAGAUUUCAUCCAACGCAACCGCAAUCAAGUACUACGUUACAAGACACACGACAUAAUAGUUUGAAUGAAAACUUAUUAGAAAAUACCAACUUUACCAAAUUUAAAAAUUCAAUAUUGUUGCCAGCAGCAAAAUGGGCGUAUACGCCUAUUACAAAGAUGCAAAAGAAACUGAAGUGUAAACCAAGUGAACAUGAUGGGUACAAGAUUGAAUACUCGAUUUUCCAACCACCAGAGGGAAUAGGUAAGUUGCUCACUCAAGAAGAAAUUUCCAAUCACUUUCGAAGUACACAAGAUGACCUGGAUUAUGCUCAACUUCCUGAAAACUACGUCACUGAGCUUGAUUUUGAAAAAUUGAUCAAAGAAGUAAAAGACGUAAUCGAAAAUGAUCAUGUGUAUCCUGAACGUAUCAUGACAGGAUCAUCGGGUAGUUACUUUGUAUUUGGCAAAAUUGAACUAGGGUCGUCGUUAUAUGAAAAAGUUGGUGUGUUUAAACCCAAAAGUGAAGAACCAUAUGGUCCUCUACUGCCUAAAUGGACCAAGUGGCUUCAUCGCACUUUUUUUCCUUGUUGUUUUGGCCGUAGUUGUCUUAUUCCUAAUCUCGGAUAUAUCAGUGAAGCUGCUGCUUCUGUAUUAGAUUGUCAAUUACAGUCAUAUAUCGUACCGUAUACGGCAGUGGUUAGAUUACGAGCGCCUACCUUUUAUUACAAGUUCUGGGAUAAAUCAGAUGAUGUAACUAAACUACUGUACAAGAUAGGAUCAUUUCAAAUGUUUUUACAUGGGUAUGUGAAUGCAGAUUUAUUUUUCAAGAUGUAUCCAAUACCAACAGAUGAGCACCUUUUGCCAAAAUCGCUGGAUGUUGAAGUCGACAUUGAUGAAGAUGUACUUGGCAACAAAUUUCAAUGGAGUCGUGACACGAUGCGCCAGUUUAGAGAGGAGUUAGAAAAGAUGGUCAUAUUAGAUUACUUGAUGAGAAAUACUGAUAGAGGAAUGGAUAAUUGGAUGAUUAAAUUGGAGUGGCAUGUGAUACAUAGACUGCAAGAUAUCAAGAUAAUGCAUCCAGUUUUGAAAAUUGGAGCAAUUGAUUCAGGAUUGGCCUUUCCAUGGAAACAUCCUAAUGAAUGGAGAUCAUUCCCAUUUGGGUGGUUGUUUCUCCCGUUAUCAUUGAUUGGACAACCCUUCAGUAAAAAAACAAGACAACAUUAUUUACCCUUAUUAACUUCGAAAUUAUGGUGGGAGUCCACUGUGGUUAACCUAAAGCAAGUUUUUAUGAAGGACAAUGAUUUCAAAGAACGAUUGUGGAAUAAGCAAUUGGCGGUGUUGAAAGGGCAAGCAUUCAAUGUAGUUGAGACGUUAAAAUUGGACUUUGCUGGGCCAUUGGAGUUGACACGAUGUCAAAAUUUGUUAGUAUUUGAUGAUCUAAUGUACAUUCCAAGACAAGAGCCAGGAGCAAGGAGAAGAAGCUUUCCAUUAAUGUAUUCGUCUUGUUAUGAGUCCGAUGUUCAAGAUGGUCACAGGUAUUUAUCACAAUUAGGUGAGACUCCUUCAGAAGAUUUGCACGAGGAUGAAAAUGAACAUACCCCAUUGCUAGCCCCAUUGAAUGUGAAUGGGAGUGCAAGCAGUCUGCAAGUGAUUUCAUCUCCUCUGCAAACAGGAGAUAGUGGGCCUGUACCUUAUGAAUCUGGAUACUCUCGUAUAAAUAGUGUGCAUGGUGAAGCUCCUCCAGAGAUAGGUACAAAAGUGGUUAUUGAACGAUUGGUCAAAGAGCAUUCAAAUCCACCUGUAUUCACGUGGUGUUGA
Lodderomyces orthopsilosis Co 90-125 is the source of this 2022-nucleotide messenger RNA. Its product is annotated as 1-phosphatidylinositol 4-kinase. Lineage: Eukaryota; Fungi; Ascomycota; Pichiomycetes; Serinales; Debaryomycetaceae. Gene Ontology annotation, biological process: Golgi organization; endosome organization; phosphatidylinositol phosphate biosynthetic process. The transcript has a single exon. The coding region runs from base 1 to 2022 and encodes 673 amino acids. Gene Ontology annotation, molecular function: 1-phosphatidylinositol 4-kinase activity. Gene Ontology annotation, cellular component: endosome; plasma membrane; trans-Golgi network. The record is from RefSeq and is a predicted model, not a curated record.